Molecule: messenger RNA, 219 nt
Organism: Dovyalis caffra
Lineage: Eukaryota; Viridiplantae; Streptophyta; Magnoliopsida; Malpighiales; Salicaceae
Source: the annotation of a GenBank genome assembly
AUGUGGGGAGCAAAUAAACAAUCCUCAGAUCCUUUGCCUUAUGUGAACGCGAAUGUGAAUGCAAAGAAGAGAAGCACUAGGCAGCAUCCUAUUGGACUAAACGGCACUCCAAAACGUGUGGUAGGAUCUGAUUGCUACCUUGGUAUGGAGCAGCCCGGCGGAUUGUUUCAACUUUCAACAAUUCAACCUGACAUGUUUCUGCCGGAUGUUGUCACCUAA